GAUGGGUUUUUAUUAUUAUUAUCCAGUAAUACGACUCAGCGAUAAAGCGGACAACCUUUCGUUUAUUACGUACCUUUCGUAUAUUACGACUUGCCAUAUAUUUUUAAUUUAAAUAGUGCGACUCAAGGGGAGAUCGGCAGGAAUAUCCUCUUCAAGCAGUAAUGCUCAUGGACAGAUCUUUAUUUGCAAAAGAAGGCAUUAUUCAUUUCUGUGAAUGCUUGGUGUCAUUGCGCUUGCGCGGGGUCGUCUCUCUCCAUCUAGCAACACUGCGUACUACUUGAUGUUGAACCGUGUGACACGGUAGUUGUAUUCAAUAUUAAUAACCACUAAAAAUGGAGAUACCAGUUACGUAUUGCUUGUGCGGUCGCCCAUACGAUCCUGAGCAAUUUAUGAUACAAUGUGACGUGUGCAAGGAAUGGUACCAUGGCGGAUGUGUGGCAAUAAAGGAAUAUAUGGCCAUAGAGUUUGACAAAUAUCACUGUCCACGCUGUCAAGCUAUGUGUGGUCCUUCAAUCAUGAAAGUCAGAACAAACUGGCAUAGACACGAUUAUUCCGAAUACAAUGCGGACACAAAACCUGUUCAGACAGGAACUCCGGUGUUUAUAAGAGAGCUGAAGACUAGACACUUUCCUAAGGCUGAUGAAGUUGUCAAGCAUCUAAAAGGACACCAAUUAACUCUUCAAUAUUUACAAACAAAUGGUUUUGAAAAUCCUAUAAUUAUCGAUGGAAAAGAAGGUCUUGACAUGACACUACCACCUUCCAACUUUAGUGUUGCAAAUGUUGAAAACUACAUAGGUGGUGAUCGGUACAUGGAUGUAAUUGAUGUCACUAGACAGAGUAACAUACGUAUGAAAUUGACGGAUUUUGUAGAAUAUUUUACUUCUUCUUCUCGUUCAAGUACAAGGAUACUUAAUCUCAUAAGUCUUGAAUUUACUAACACCGGUCUUUCACCGCUGGUCGAAGCACCGUGCAUUGCACGCAAGCUAGACUGGGUGACCACGGCUUGGCCACGCGAUUGGCCCGAGGACAGUGAUAUAAAGCGACCCGAAGUGCAAAAGUACUGCCUAAUGGGCGUCAAAGACAGUUUCACUGACUUUCACAUUGACUUCGGCGGCACGUCCGUGUGGUAUCACGUGUUGCGUGGCGAAAAAGUGUUUUAUCUCAUCAAACCGACGGCAGCAAACAUACAAUUGUACCAGCAUUGGAUGUGCAGCUCUACGCAGAGUGAGACCUUCUUCGGGGACCAGGCUGAUGCGUGUUACAAAUGCACUCUUAAGCAAGGCCAAACAAUGAUGAUUCCUACAGGCUGGAUACACGCUGUGUUCACGCCGGUGGAUUCUUUGGUUUUCGGCGGGAACUUUUUGCACAGUCUCAACAUUCCAAUGCAGAUACAGAUAUACGAGCUGGAGAGAAAAAUGAAGACCCCAGCGAAAUUUCAGUAUCCCGGAUUCGAGACGAUUAAUUGGUUCGCCGCUAAGAAGAUGCUGAAGGAGCUGAAGGAACUGAAUAACGAGGGCAAGAAAUGCCCGCAGUAUCAUCUACAAGGCAUAAAGGCGAUGCUCGGGAUUCUCAAGCAGUGGAACACGGACAAGGAUUACAACAUGAUUAGUCGCGGCCAAAUACCGGAGACGAUAAACAGCCAGAAGCUGUUGAAGGACCUCAGCAAGGAGAUACGACAUGCGGAACGUUACUUAAUAUCCCUGAACCCACCGAAGCCGGAACGCGAGAGUAAACGGAAGAAGAAGAAGCCGCUGAACAAGGACUUCGUUGUGGACUUUGAUUUCGCCGACAAGAUGACCGACAAUCCGUUCAAGGCGACGUUGAAGGAAACAAACAAGACGGAAGCAGCGGAGGCGCCGUUGCCGGCGAACAACAACAGACCACCGUUGAAGCUGACUCUACCGAAACCCGUCGCGUACCCCAACACCAAGUCGACCGUCGCGGAAAAACCGCCCGCCUCCGGCAACAAGCGGGCGUCCAAGCCGGGCAAACAGAGCCCCACUGUGAUUAGAUUUAAGCUCGGCAACAACGAGGUUGUCAGAAGUACAAAUGACAAUAUCAACGUAUACGGCAACGCGGUGACCGGCCACACGACGAUGGAGACCAUGAAGGAGCAGCAGCCGCUCGUAUGGAAGCAGACGUCGGUGUACGAUUUCCACGACGGCAGCAACGAGAGUGACUACGGCAGAUUCACGAUAGACGAGUCGCAGAAGCGGAAGCGGACGUCCCGGGCGAACCCACCGAAGCAGUUCAAGCAUGACUACGACGGGAACGUCGACAUACUGAACGACACGCCGAAGAACGGCAUAGAGGAGCUGCUGAAGGCGUCCGCGUACACGCUCGGCAACGGCACUCAGCGAAUAGAUGUUGCGCCUUCGACUACGAUUCCGCAGUACAGUCAACCUAUGCCGCCUCCCACUGGUUCCGACAGGGCGUCACCAUCCACGCGGGAGGCGAUCGCCGGCAUGUUGUCGUUCAGCGAGCAGUGUUACUCGACGACGAGCGACCCCGCAAAGUCGUCGAGACUGGUCAAAACGCAGCGUGACAACAACGACGACGACGACGACGAUCAGUUGAUAGAAAAUAUCGACAAGGUUCACCAGGACGAUGAUUUCAUUUAUCCAGCUCUGGACGCAUCCGACGACGAGGAGUACAGCUUCAAACCUAAGGCGAAGAGUCAGAUCGACGAAGCGUGGAAUCCAAAGGCCAGGGUGGGUCCUCUUCUACCGAAGACGAAUCGGCCAGCGCGGGAAGGCGUGAAGAAGACGUCCGUGGAGAAGGGCUUGGAAGCAGCCGCGGCGAAGCGAGCGAAACAAUCGGAUGAAUACCUGGAUAACGACAUGGACAAGAUUACCAAGAAGAAAUUGGGUACUGCCAAACGGACGUACAAUAAGAGGAAGCAAAAGGAUCCUGCGGUGAGCGCGGUAGGAACCGCGUCCACCGCACCGUCUGAAAACGUUAUCAAAUCGUCCAUCGGAUGCGGAUCGAUUCUGACGAGUCCCAACAGACUUAGGGAUGUCAAAGCGAAGCUUGCGGCUCCGGUUCCCGUUGAACGCAAACAGAGAAAGGGGAUGAAAACGGCGAAGCAACGUCUGGGGAAGAUCCUGAAGAUCCACAAAAUGAUGCACUAGGUGGAUAUUUAACGACUUUUGAUAUCUCGAUAUUUCAGUAAGACAAUAUUUACAUUGUAACAAUGGCUUACUGAUGCUUUACGUGACGCGACGUAACAGUUCAGUUGACAACGACACGUUGAUGGCGAAGGGAAAACUAUAUCAACCUACAGUUUGUAAUGUAUACACCUUAUUAUUUGGAUAUAACCGCAGUUUAAUUUAUGGAUACCGGUGUCAGGCAAAAUAAAUUAUGAUUCUUAAGGGAGUACGAACGAGACAUUGAGUUUGCAUGCAUUUGCGUUUGUAUUAGCGUACAUGAAAUACACGUGCUGAUGUAAGCAUACACGCUUGUCCUGAGAGAGUAACCAUGUAUUUUGCCUAACGCUAAUGGCCAUAACUUCGAAGUUGUAGACUCUUACGAUCGACUUGUUAACAAUGUCCUACAAGUUGCACUCUCAGCGUUCUUCAUCGCUAGCAAGUUCCUGGAUAGAGAGAUCGAUUGUAAGAGACGUUCACUUCCAAGUUUUGCUUAUGAUUGAUAGCAGAUAAAACAAGCUUAACGAUGACACAGCAGGAAGGAAACUAAUAUUUUAUUUUACAUUGACAAAAGAAUCUCUUAUUUUAUUUUCCUCUUUCUCGAAUCAGUUCUACCUUAUUUGAGAUGUAAAGAUCAGAAGUGAUACCUAUCUUUUUACAUAUGUUGUGUAGCACUUUACACAGUUAUUCUUAGUGACGUUGCCGUUUAGUUUAAACAUCACAGAGAGGCUGUAGGAUACUGAUUUAGUUUUCUAUAUAUAUAUAUACUUGUUAUAAAAAUAAAACAAAAAGAUUAUAUCUGCCAGUGAAACGUUUUGUAUGUAACUUACAGAUACGGUAAGGUGUACCUUGAUCGUUACUGCGGAAUACUAAGCGUACUAAAGUAGCGUAAGAAAUCUUAUCGAUUGUUGUAUCGCACAGGAAAUUGAGUUACCUAAUACAUUGUACCUGUUUCCUAUGAUACAAAGUACGAGGUACGUGAAGGCAUAAAAUAUUCGGACAUUCAUGACGGUUUCGCGAAAUAGAGGGAAAUUAUCCGCGAAUUACGGAUUAUUUCUAUUUAAUAAUAAAUAAGACCUUCGGAGUUGCUGAUGACUCGAGAACGUCAACGGCAACUUUGCGCGGAAACAACGGGGAAAAAUAUGUUUUCUACUUCACGACGACUCACGUUGAAAUUAGCCCGGGAAAUAAAAUUGUUUAUAUUCACGCUUCCUUCAUUCCCUCUGUCAUAAAUCUUCUUCUCACGCAAGUACACCCGAAGAAUCGCGAUUUGGUUAAUGUUAUGGUAUUUCAAGUUUUUCGUGGAAGCAAUAUCGUAUGAUUUUAUUGAUGUCGAUGACUUCUUGUUUACAAGCUUUAUGAAUUUAGACAUAAGCGCGCAAGCUGAAAUUAUGUAUUGAUGUAAGAUUUAUAAACGUUGAGAGAUGACAAAAAGUUCACUUCGUAUUCCACUAAUGUUAUAACGAUUAAAACUACUUACACACAGUUUAGUUUGUAUUAACGUAGAUCGCGAUAAGUAUUGCGAAUUAUAUUUACCUUACUGUUAGUAGGACACAACUGUAUAAUUUAUAAGUUGCUGAAACGUGUGUCGAGCAGUUAUUGUAGGAACUUGCAACAUCUAACGUGUCUCAAAUAAUUGACAUCCUUGAUGCAUUAGUCAAAUUUUUACACGACCCUGCAUAUUACGGUACACACCGAUCAUGCAUCUGAGCGUUGUCGAUUUGACACAUACACUUGUUUCCGUUAUCUUUAAAGUGUGACGUCGUUUCGUCUCUUGCAACAGUAAUUUACGUUGCAAAGACCAAGCUACACCAAGCUUAUUUUUGCAAUUAAGUGCAAUUGUUUGACAAGUUAUUGAUUGUAAGUAUCUUGAUUGUAAGAAAGUAAGAUUGUAUGUAUCGUGUCUUGUAAGAUUUACGUACGUGUAUGUAUAUUUACAUGUAUGUAAAAAUUAUACACUUUGCAUCGUCUUAUAAGAUACACAUACAUAUACACACAUAUAUAUAUAGAAACAUAUAUAUUUUUUUACAGAGCAUUCACCUUGUUAAUUUGUAUCGUGUCUCACUUUAUAUAUAUAUACGCAUAUUUAUUUAACAUCUUCACUCUCAUUGUGUGUCUUUGUUCAGUCUAACAACAUUCUUCGCAAACAUUGUAUAUUCUCAUGUCACUUUGUCACAUCGGAUCGACGUGAACGCGCGAUUAAAGAUUUAAAUCGGAGUCCCCGCAAAAACGAGUCUACGUAAUUUGUACGCGAAAUAUGAAUUUGUAGACUUUUACCACCAAGGAUCGGUAUAUUUCAAAUGUGUUCACUAAAUUAUAGACUAUAAUCUCGCAGGUUUUAAUGUUCGAUGCCGAAUACAUUAUUGCGAAACUGAAGAUGAAAAGAAAAAGAAAAGAGAGUUAAAUAUAUAUCAGGGAUGAAAGUAAAUAACAUUUAUUUUCAUGAUGCGCUCUUUAUUCGUCGCUCAUAGGAGUAUGUAGCACUUUCUAUGUACAAUAGAGUAUACUCGUCGAGGUGUAAGUACUUUAAGAUUAUUAGAUCGAUCUAAUGAGAUGAAAACAGCUCCGUAGACGAUUUUCGAACGCUUUUUUAAUGCAAAUUGAACAGAAAUUUAUAAGGAUGUACUGUUAAAUUAAUGCUUCCAUAGCAUCACGAUGCGCACUUGUGUUGGUGGGAAGUGAAGCAAGAGCAAAAUGUAUUUUUGAGGGAAAUCUUGUCAGAGCUAGAGUGCGGGUACAUGCAACUACUUGUCUCGAAUGCGCAGCAUCUUUUCAUCUUAUUGAUAUUCAAAUUUCUUAUCUCAUUAUUAUUCUCUCCGUAGAGUCUAAAUUUGUCACGACGACUCUUUAGAAUUUAUGCGGAUUACCGACUUUUGGCGGUUACUCGCGCGAGAGCCGUGAAACAUUGUUCAAAAGACGACGCAGAGAGGCGUCUGACUCGAGCCGUGUCGAACCAAUCACGAUUGUACCUCGCAUCGUGAAACAACAGAACAAUUUUUCAUCGUGUUCGUAUUGCCGAAUAAAAUGUUGGACUCAUUCGAUGA
Molecule: messenger RNA, 6190 nt
Organism: Harpegnathos saltator (Jerdon's jumping ant)
Lineage: Eukaryota; Metazoa; Arthropoda; Insecta; Hymenoptera; Formicidae
Product: histone lysine demethylase PHF8
Exons: 14
Coding region: 333-3131 (932 amino acids)
Source: RefSeq, a predicted model, not a curated record